Messenger RNA from Austrofundulus limnaeus, 1537 nucleotides. RefSeq lists its product as uncharacterized. The transcript has 4 exons. The coding region runs from base 330 to 1010 and encodes 226 amino acids. Lineage: Eukaryota; Metazoa; Chordata; Actinopteri; Cyprinodontiformes; Rivulidae. The record is from RefSeq and is a predicted model, not a curated record.
AUUGUGUUUGCGUGUGUCAUUUUUUUUCUCUCUCUCUUUCUCUCUCUCUGUCAUGAAGACAAAAACUGGCUGAGUUUUUGGUCUCUUUUCUUUUCUAAAUGGUUCUCUUGAAGUUUCUGAGCUGAUUUAUUUUGGACUUAAAAAGCAGAAGUGGCAGAAAAGUGUGACAAAGUUAGAGAAGGUGGAGACCUUGUUGUUACUGCGGUGCUGAGGCAAAUGUGCUGUGACAGCUGUGAAACACACCUGUUCAGGCUUUGACGAGGAGAGCCACGGAGCUGAACGGCAGUCACCCUUCAGACGCUCGCAUUAGAUGCUAAUCACAGGUUACCAUGAGUAAAUGUUGGAUGAACUUCAUCUUGGCUUGGGCAUCGAUGGCAACUUCAAUUUUUUGCCAAAGUGGAGAUGACGAGUGGGGUUCGGGCUUUAUGCUCUCUGCCACAGUGGACACCAACAGCACAGCGCAGGCCUUUGGUGAUGAGCCUGGGAGGGUGAAGGACAACCGUCCCCUAACGGUAACCAUGGGUUUCUCUCCAUCACCAUCCCCCUCGCUCCGGUACGACCUCCAACCAGACGAGUGCUCAGUCCACUUCGGCACCAACUCCGCUGCUUCGGCUCGGAGGAUGAAGGUAGAGAAAGAAGAGCUGGCCCACCUGAAGGCCGUACAGCGUGGGAACAAGGCCGUGGUAGAGAAUUUAGAGCAGUUCAUAGGGGCGGAGCUGGGGGAUCAGAGUUACCAAGACGUGAUCAAGAGUAAUAUCAUUGGGAUCCAAGAGGACCAGAAAGGCUGCAUUGAGAUGGUGGAGAAAGCUGAAGACGAUUUGAAAAAGCAGCUGGAGGGAGACGGCAAGGGGGAUUUUACAGGGAUGCAGAAAAUAAGAGAAGAGUCCUUGGUCUUUAAAGACAUGCUUCGCGCUGCAGCGGACAUCGCCAGCAGGUUGGAAAGGUCAUCACAGGCUCUGCACGCUUCAUUUACCAGGCAGCUGAAAGACAUUGUCAAAAUCCGCCACUAGGAAAAGCGUUUCCAAACUAUUCCAUCGUCAACGAAGUCUGGAUGAAGAGUAUUUAACUUUCCUGCAUUUCUCUUUGAAUUAGAGGUGCAGCAGCGUAUCUGUGUGGGACUGAAUGGGAAGGCAGAAAGAAAAAAAAUGCUCCACAGAAACAUUGAUUUUAUUUGAAAGGGUGCAAUAAACCCUCAACUUAUUAAAUAUUUUCCACCCACAGGCAUUACUUGUGGAACUUGGUGAGGUAAAAAAAAAUCACAGCAGUAUGCUGUGCAUGUUUGAAACGAUUCCAAGAUUUAUGAACCAAACUUUUGGAGAAAAAUAAAACAGUGUUGGUGGAAACUAUGUACUGAUUGUUUGCUAGUGGAUGGUGGAAGAGGCAAUAGAGAUUAUGUUUUAUCGAUAAUAAAAGAAAAAAUCGGUUUUGUCUCUUUUUUUCCUACUUGAACAUGAAUAAUUUUUUUUUAGCUCAUAAAAAGUUUUGUUUUUAAUUAAGGUAAUCUAUGUUUGGGACAAUAAAGAAACGCUUGAGCUUA